Messenger RNA from Neltuma alba, 2875 nucleotides. RefSeq names its product WD repeat-containing protein 44-like. The transcript is spliced from 8 exons. Gene Ontology annotation, molecular function: protein binding. Bases 307 to 2385 code for a protein of 692 amino acids. The record is from RefSeq and is a predicted model, not a curated record. Lineage: Eukaryota; Viridiplantae; Streptophyta; Magnoliopsida; Fabales; Fabaceae.
UCAUCCUACGAUCGCCGGGCUUUCUUUAUCUUAAUGGUUUUGACUUGUGUUUCGUAACAAGUACUUUGGACCCUUGGAUGCUAAAUUCUGGCCUCAUUGGAUGUUUUUUUUGGUUAAUUUUUUUCAAAAUUUCUCAUUGGUGAUUUGUAAUCUACUUGUAGAGCAGAAUACGUGCUCUUCGCAAGCCCAGGUUCAAUGGUUUUCCGGCUGGCUCUGUCUGGAGGAGUAAUCGGAUUUUGCCACAUUCCUAGGGCUUGAAAUGUUGGUUGUUUGAGGAGUGAUUUGAUGGGUUGAACUCGAAGAAUAAUGGAUUGCUUCAUCAGCGACGACGAAGAAUGUCGAUUUUACGAUGCUCAAGAGGAUGUUCUGUCCAUUGCUGAUGAUAAAUCCGAUGGCGGCACUGACACACCGAAUGUGAUAUCGAAUUGUUCUGAAUACGAAGUGUGGGUUCGGAGCCCAGAGAGUGUUCAGGAGCGUCGCAGCAAGUUUAUGAAGUGGAUGGGGCUUAGUUCAGAUCGAAGCGCCCUUGAAAAUUUAGCUGACGGGGGCAGAAUUGAAGAUAAUAGCGGAGCUGUGACAAGAAUCUCUGGUUUUGAAGGUGAAUUUUGUUCUAGUCGCUCUUCAUUGUCUUGUUGGUCCACUGAAAAUUUAUCAGAAGAGCGCGGCUUAGUAUGGGACAAGAAAAUGGGUGACGACAGAGACAUGGGUUUGGACCAAUUGGUUGUUUCAGAGGAGCCUGGCGAUUCCACAAAAGCCUCUGGGGAACCUCCCUCCUUCCAACAUUUGAUGGCGAAGGAGUUUGAGGAUACUAAUGUUUUUGGUUGUAAGGUGAAAAGGGCUAGAGGGGGUUGGUUCAGGAGAUUACGCUCAAUAACACGCAUGAUUGAGGGGCAAGUUGAAGGGGAUAAGGGAAGACAAGAAGGCACUUCUCGAGUCUCAGGGUGUAGGAUUCAGAGAGUAAAGGUCCGCCAAUUCAGGAAGCAAAUGAAGGAACUUUCAGCACUUUUCAUGGGGCAAGAUUUUCAAGCUCAUGAAGGUUCAAUUUCAGCCAUGAAAUUUAGUCCUGACGGGCAGUAUCUUGCCAGUGCUGGUGAAGAUGGUAUUGUAAGAUUGUGGAAAGUGGUGGAAGCUGAAAGAUGUAAUGAAAGUGACACUCCAGAACUUCAUCCAUCUUGCAUAUACUUUACAGUGAAUAAUCUCUCUGAAUUGAAACCCUUUCAUGUGGAUAAAGAAAAAAUGACCAAAGGGAGAAGCCUGAGAAAAACAUCAGAUUCUGCUUGCAUUAUUUUGCCUCCGAAGGUCUUUCGAUUGUUGGAGAGACCAUUGCAUGAGUUCCAUGGGCAUGAAGGUGAAGUUUUGGAUCUCUGUUGGUCAAACAAUAAUCAUCUGCUGUCAUCUUCAGUUGACAAAACAGUUCGUCUAUGGAGAGUGGGUUAUGAUCAUUGCUUGAAAGUUUUCCCGCACUAUAACUAUGUGACAUGCAUUCAAUUCAAUCCUUUGGAUGAUAAUUAUUUCAUUAGUGGAUCUAUAGAUGGAAAAGUGCGCAUUUGGGCAAUUUCUGAUUGUCAUGUUGUUGAUUGGACUGAUGUUAGAGAAACUGUGACUGCUGUGUGUUAUCGGCCUGAUGGGCAGGGAGGGAUUAUUGGCUCCAUGACAGGCAAUUGUCGAUUUUACAGUAUAUCAGAGAAUCACUUGCAGUUAGAUUCCCAACUAUGCUUGCUUAAUAAGAAGAAACUUCCUGGCAGAGGGAUAACUGGCUUUCAGUUUCUUCCACACGAUUUUAGUAAAGUUAUGGUUACCUGUGCUGAUUCACAAGUCAGAAUCCUUGAUGGGCCUAAUGUGGUUGGCAAAUACAAAGGUCUCAGUGCAGGGAAUCAUAUGUCUGCAUCUCUUACUUCAGAUGGGAAACAUAUUUUAUCAGCAUCGGAGGACUCUAAUGUAUAUCUCUGGAACGUUAGUCAGGAACAGUCUAGUCCCAGAAAAACCAAGAAGAUAAGGUCUUGUGAGCGGUUCUUUUCAGAUGCUUCCAUUGCAGUGCCUUGGUGUGGUUUGAAAUCUCAACAUCCUGCAAAUGAACAUCAGCUGGAUAUUUUAGACCAGAGAUCGUCUCAAACUGUAUGUCCCAAUCCACCUGCUUCUUUUUCUUUAGGCCAAGAGUUUUUCUCUGAGUCUCCUAGGGGAUCUGCAACUUGGCCUGAGGAAAAGCUUAAUUCUUCAAGCCCCAACCCUGGAAAAUCUGCAAUGCAUAAAUCUGAUUACAAGUUCUUGAAAGCUUCUUGCCAGAGUACCUCCAGUGUUCAUUCAUGGGGUCUGGUGAUCGUGACUGCAGGCUUGGAUGGGCGGAUAAAAUCAUUCCACAAUUAUGGGUUACCUGUUAUUAUUUGAAACCAGUGGCCUUUUCCCUUGUUGGAAAGAGAACCUAGAUUCGUUGCUUUGCUUGGGGCAUAUUGUCCUCGGCAAAUGGCAUGCUGCUACUGUUCUGAGGGCCGAGAGUGAUGUUGAACCGAUAAGCUUGGCCGCACCAGUAACAAAUCAGCUUUUUGAGGGACCCUCUUUGGAUUUCAGGGAAAUAACAUCACCAAUUACCUCAUGACAUGUGGCAGCGGUUCCAUGGUUUUAACGUGAACCUGCUUGAAAUCAAACAGCCAUUGUCCGAACUUAGCUUGUCUCAAUCCAGAUCAAAUUUCCAUUUGUUGGAAAGAAUCUUCUGGCCCCGAAAAAGUGAUGCAAAGUCAUGUGUUAAACCUCUACAGGAGAGACCCAUGUGGGAUACUGUCUAUCUUCUUUCAUAUGGAAGAGCAGAUUCAGGAACUGGUGGCUGAAGUUCAGUUAGAGAGAAAAUGGUGGGGAAGCUAAGGAUUUAUAUAACUGGCUG